Molecule: messenger RNA, 780 nt
Organism: Hibiscus syriacus
Lineage: Eukaryota; Viridiplantae; Streptophyta; Magnoliopsida; Malvales; Malvaceae
Product: alanine--tRNA ligase-like
Exons: 6
Coding region: 337-765 (142 amino acids)
Biological process (GO): tRNA modification; alanyl-tRNA aminoacylation
Cellular component (GO): chloroplast; mitochondrion
Molecular function (GO): ATP binding; aminoacyl-tRNA deacylase activity; nucleic acid binding
Source: RefSeq, a predicted model, not a curated record
AUGAUUUGAAGUUUCUCACACCAUGAAAGUGCGAUAAAGGCCAUAUACACUGGUUCUGAGUUUGUGGAAAGUGCGACUGCUGGCGAUGAUGUUGGUAUAGUUUUGGAAUCUACAAGUUUCUAUGCUGAGCAAGGUGGUCAGAUUUUUGAUAUCGGAUCUCUUGAUGGUCCCUUCGGUUCCUUCCAAGUAUGCAAUGUUCAAAUUUUUGGAGGUUUUGUACUUCUUAUUGGUUCUCUUUCUGGAGUUACUGGCAAAUUCUCUGUUGGUGAUAAAGUAACUCGUAAGGUUGACUAUGACAGACGGACAUUGAUUGCUCCUAACCAUACUUGCACACAUAUGUUGAACCAUGCUCUUAGGGAAGUGCUUGGUAAUCAUGUUGACCAGAAGGGGUCUAUUGUUCUUCCUAAAAAAUUGAGGUUUGAUUUUUCCCAUGAUCCAAACAGAGAUGGUGCCAUCAAUGCUGAUCAUUUGAGAAAAAUCGAGUCCAUUGUGAAUGAGCAAAUAAAAUCUGAGUUAGAUGUAUAUUCAAAGGAGGUAACGCUUGCUGAAGCCAAGCGUAUCAACGGUUUGCGAGCCGUAUUUGGAGAAGUUUAUCCUGAUCCAGUUAAAGUAGUGGCCAUUGGUAAGAACGUGGAGGACCUCCUUGCUGAUCCUGAAAACAAAGAAUGGUCAUCCAUAUCAUCGGAACUGUGUGGAGGUAUUUCUUUAUUUAAACAUUUGCUCUUUUAUCUGAGGAGGGAAUCGCUAAAGGGGUUCGAAGGAUAACUGACAAUGGUGGAG